AUGGGAGUUCGGUCCGCCGUGAUUCUCGACGACGUUCCGCACAUUUCCGAAUGGAUUCCUGACCUACAGAUGUACAAUAAUCCGCUACUCCGAAGCCCUAAUCGACCCGAGAACUACUUUGUCGACAGUGAGGACGUCGUGUGCCAGAAGGCGCUCAUCAAGACGGCCAGUGUGGACGACAUUCGAGUCUUCAGACGCUCUGGGCCACGUGAACAGGUGGCCUUCCAGCCGCAGGACGUGCGGGCAGCCAUAGUCACGUGUGGAGGGCUGUGCCCCGGGCUCAACACAGUCAUUCGCGAGCUCGUGUGGGCGCUCUGGUUCCGCUACGGCGUGCGCAACAUCUCUGGCAUUGAUGGCGGGUAUCGCGGGUUCUACAGUCGCAACUUACUGCAGCUGGACCCGUGGAAGGUGAACGACAUUCACAAGCGCGGAGGAACCUUCCUGGGCACUUCCAGAGGCGGGCAUGACUCCACCAAGAUCGUCAACUCCAUUGAAGACCGCGGCAUCAACCAGCUGUACAUCAUAGGGGGGGACGGCACGCAGCGUGGCGCCGAGAUCAUCUAUGAGGAAACAAGGCGGCGGGGACUCAAGGUGUCCGUAGCGGGAAUCCCCAAAACGAUAGACAACGACAUCGCAGUGAUCGACCGGUCGUUUGGGUUCGACUCCGCUGUGGAGGAGGCUCAGCGGGCUAUCAGCGCUGCGAGGGUGGAGGUCACGAGCACUCACAGGGGGGUGGGACUGGUGAAGCUCAUGGGGCGAUACUGCGGUCAAAUCGCCAUGCACGCCACUCUUGCGAGCCGCGACGUGGAUUGCUGCCUCAUCCCUGAGGUCCCCUUUCACUUGGAAGGCGAGGGAGGCCUGUUUGAGUUCAUGGAGAGGAAGCUGUAUGAGAACGACCACUGCGUCAUCGUUGUGGCUGAGGGCGCGGGGCAGAGCCUGGUGGCGCAGAGCUUGCCUGGUGGGGCGGGCACGGACAAGUCGGGAAAUGCGCUGCUGCUGGACGUUGGGUUGUGGCUCUCGGAACGCAUCAAGGAGCACUUCAGCGCGGACAAGAAGAGCGAGAUCAGCCUCAAAUACAUCGACCCCACAUACAUGAUCCGGGCCAUCCCAGCCAAUGCUGGAGAUAACAUCUACUGCACGCUGCUGGCACACGGGGCCAUUCACGGCGCCAUGGCUGGCUACUCAGGGUUUGUGGUGGGGCCGGUCAACGGCACACAGUGCUACAUCCCUGUCAAUCAAGUGACGGCCCCCAAGUCAGUGGCCCUCACUGACCGCAUGUGGGCGCGCCUCCUCUCCUCCACCUCCCAGCCCACCUUCAUGCGUGUCAGCCAAUCCGCUGCUGCCACGUCAGCACCCCGGGCAAAUGCUGACGGUGUGCCGGCGAUGCCUGACGAGGCACGGCCGGUGGACCAUAAGCACAGGCAUGGAGGGCAUAAUCUGACAAGAGCCUGGAGUAACCGCACGUGGGCUGCUGCUGCAAGGGACAAGACUGGAGACAUGAUGGAGCCUUAG
Molecule: messenger RNA, 1512 nt
Organism: Closterium sp. Naga37s-1
Lineage: Eukaryota; Viridiplantae; Streptophyta; Zygnematophyceae; Desmidiales; Closteriaceae
Source: the annotation of a GenBank genome assembly